Eurytemora carolleeae is the source of this 1914-nucleotide messenger RNA. RefSeq names its product tubulin-specific chaperone E-like (gene Tbce). Bases 14 to 1582 code for a protein of 522 amino acids. Lineage: Eukaryota; Metazoa; Arthropoda; Copepoda; Calanoida; Temoridae. The transcript has 3 exons. The record is from RefSeq and is a predicted model, not a curated record. Gene Ontology annotation, molecular function: protein binding.
AUUUCAGAAUGAGAUGAUAGAGAAGGCUGAGCCCUCCUUGAUCGGGAGAAGGUUCUGUGUCGAGGAGAAGAAGGGAACUAUCCUGUAUCAGGGUCCUGUCGGAGCAACCAAGGGGGAGUGGUUAGGAGUAGAGUGGGAUGAUCCUAGCAGAGGGAAACAUGAUGGAGCCCAUGAAGGAGUUCGAUAUUUCAUUCCCAGAAAUUAUUCUCCUACCUCCAGCUCCUUCUUGAGGAUUAACAAAGUGAACCUUGGGAUCAACCUCCUGGAAGGAGUUCGGCUGAGGUAUGGGAAGGUGGAAGGAGAAACGGCAGGAGUGGGACAGGAGUGUAUGGAUGAUCUACAGAAGGAAAUUGGAGCUAGAUUUGUCCAGGUUGUUGGUUUUGAUAAAGUGAACAAACAUCAGAGUCAGCUGGACAAAUUGAAAUCAGUUUCUGUCGGAAACAUGAACAUUAAUGAUACUCAUGUCGAGAUAUUCUCUACUUUAACCUCAAUGGUGGACCUGGAUCUAUCGGAUAACCUUCUCAGUUCUUGGUCCAAUAUAUCCGACCUCGUGUCUCAGGUUCCGUUGCGUGUUCUCAACCUUAGUUUUAACCAUCUCCCUGUACCCAACUCCAUCCCGGUAGAUAAAUACUCUCACCUAGUUCAUCUUAUCCUGGGUAGCAUGGGAUACAGUUGGUCAGAUGUAGAACGCAUAGCCGGAGAUCUACCUAAGCUAGAAAACCUCCAGGUUCAUAGAAAUAAGAUUAAAGAUAUCUCUCUAACCCCUGGAAAGUUUACCAAGUUAAAAGGACUUGAUUUAGACAGUAAUCUGAUUGAUGAUUGGACGGAAAUUCAAAAUCUGUCCACUUUGCAAACUCUUGAGUAUCUUCAGUUAAAUGAUAACAGAAUGUCUAACAUUAAAAUCGAGAGUGGCAUGUUUAAAAACCUAAAAGGAUUACAACUUGGGUUUAACCUAAUCAGUGAAUGGUAUCAUGUUAGUGAACUCAACAAACUUAAUAUUACAGAGCUAAGGUUUAGGAAUAAUCCUGUCCUACAGUCAGAGAAACUAGGAGAAGGAAGAUCAACUCUAGUUGUACUAAUCAGUAGUUUGAAAGUUCUCAAUGGUUCAGAAAUACAGGAUACAGAGAGAAAAUGGGCAGAAAUAGAUUACUAUAAAAAGCACGGUUUGGAAUAUCUCCGGGUUCUGCAGGUAUCGGAAGAAGAAAGAACUUCAGCUCUAGAAACCUUCACAAGAACUCAUGGUAGAUAUAUCGAGCUUGUCAACAAGUUCGGAGAACCCACAGAGGGAGAACUCAAGGUGAAGGAGAGUAAUCUGAAGUCUAGUUUAGUUCUUGUGAAGAUAAGUUCUCCAAACCUUGUGGAUACUCCUCCAUUGGAGAAGAAACUACCCGUCAAUAUGACAGUAGCGAAACUUAAAGCGUUGGUUGGAAGACUUUUCAGGAAGGAUGCUGGUGGAGCUGAAUUGAAGUUGGUUUUAGUCAGCUCUCGUAGUCCGGAGCAGAAGGAGGAGAUGGAUAAUGAUCUGAGAGAACUUGCCUAUUAUUCUCUUGAGAAUGAAGAUACCCUUCUUGUAUCCUGGUGAAACCUUCUCAAGGAUAUAACUAGAAUACGUUGGAUUUUCUUGCAUUUUGUCGACUCCUUUCUUGCGCGUAUCUCAAUAAGUGACUAAUUUAAUAACCAGUAUUUUUCCAUCAUGAAAUCUUCUGUCCGUAAUUAUGUAAGUUUGAAAUUAUGGCAACACUAGUACUAAAAAACUUCUUGUUUUCUUGUUUUUGUUUAAACGUCCGCACAUUUUUAUAUGUAUUUUGUUAUUACAUUACACUGAACUACUUACUCGAUGCUUUCUAUGUUAUGUUAUCUGUGAUAUUAAUAUAUUUUUACUUAAACCUUGCACUAAUAAAUUUUAAAAGAAAA